AGGGGAUUCAAAUCCUUCCCUCUUUAUGCAAAUAUCUUGUCCACGUGAAUUUUUGAGAUUCUGCAAAACAUGUGUUCAAAUAUUUGCCUUCAACUUAAAAGCUGUCUGCAUGUUUGAAAAUCAUUAAUUAAUACACUGAAUCAAGAAAUUACACCCAAUUUAAGACACAGGAUACGUUUGCAUGUUUAAAUACCCUUCUCUUUCAUACCUUCAAAUCAAACUGCAACACAUCUGAGAUAUCUACCAUUCCUAAUUCCAGGGCUAAUUUCAAUGGCCCAUGCUCACUGUUCUCAGCCAGACAUUACAAAAAUAAACGUAGAAUGCCACAAGUGUCAAGAGAAGCUGAGGAGAUUUCUGUCAAAAUUUCAGGGAACCUAUUCUGUUAAGUUCGAUGCGGAAUCAGGAAGACUAACAGUUGAAUCUACAGCAGACAAGCAAGUGUUCAAAGAGGCAGUUGGGCUUGUGUGUGAGGAUACUCUGCCACAACCCCAUCUGCACAAUGGCAUGCAACACAAUGCUAGCAGAAGCCACAUUUCCAAUGUAGCAGCAGCAGGCAAUGGUUAUGGAGGAGCACAAGAGGGGCUUGAGAUUAUAAGAUGGGCUCAAAUGGCAGAGCUCCAAAAAUUGCCUAACUUCCACAAGCUAAGGAAGCUGGAACUUACCCAGUCUGGGGUCGACAGAAGAAUCAAGCUUACCUUCUUCAAUGACUACAAAAUGGAUGGUCAGGAUCAACAGAUUCAUAUAGUCAAGGAUGAUAGGCCUCAUGGUGGAGGAAGCUGCAGCAAUGUUAAUAAUAUUGGGCCCUCUGCAAAUACUGCAAUGUCCAAAAACAAAACUUGUUGCUCAAGCAACCAUGGAGAUCAUCAAGGUGGUGAAGGAAUCAGUUCCACGAGUACUUGUGACGGUGGUAGCAACCAUAACUUUGAAUUUCAAUAUGUUCAUACUUCCGAUGGGGUACCGACGGCGGCUGCGGGCAAUAAUAUUGGUUCACACACGUAUUUGAUUCCAAACUGCCGUGAGCCCGCCAUGACCGUCAAACAUGCGGCGGUCGGAUGUGAGGAUGUGAUCGCAAGCAAAUGCACCAUCUUGUGAUCAUCCCCAAGAUCUCCAUUGCCAAUUUCCAUGACUGAUCGACUUUUCUACAUAUGCUUCUCAUUAGCUAUUGGACUUCUACAAUAAAAUACUAAUCAAGUAUUCUUGCCAUAAGAAUAGUUAGGUAGG
This is a messenger RNA of Prunus dulcis (almond), 1221 nucleotides long. RefSeq lists its product as uncharacterized. Gene Ontology annotation, molecular function: metal ion binding. The record is from RefSeq and is a predicted model, not a curated record. The transcript has 3 exons. Lineage: Eukaryota; Viridiplantae; Streptophyta; Magnoliopsida; Rosales; Rosaceae. Bases 271 to 1092 code for a protein of 273 amino acids.